GGUGUCUUGGAGGACUUUUGAGGUCUAUAAAGACUUGCUGCUGUGGUGACUGCCGCACUGAUGCGGACGACGACGAUGAUGAUGAUGGACUUCAUGGAGGACAAGUUCGGGCUGAAGAGUCAGGCCAUGAAGGCCGUAGACUACUUCAUGGAGCCGGUCAUAGAGAGUUUGGACAGCGGGGUCUACUUCGCCAAGUCUCCCCCAAAAUGUGCACAGGCCUUCGGACUGACGAGUGGCGAGCACCGCGCCUCGCCGCGCGGAGACUUGCACGGCACCUACGGCGCGGCCAAAACGGAGGACGAGGGCGGCGCGGCGCCGUCCUGCUGCGCAGUGGAGGACACGGCGGACAGGAGCGACAACAAGGUGACGAGCAGCAAGAAGCGUCGUCACAGGACCACCUUCUCCACCUCGCAGCUGGACGAGCUCGAGAAGGUGUUCCAGAAGACUCACUACCCGGAUGUCUACGUGCGAGAGCAGCUGGCCACCAGGACGGAGCUGACCGAGGCCAGGGUGCAGGUGUGGUUCCAGAACAGAAGAGCCAAGUGGAGGAAAAGAGAACGUUACGGACAAAUCCAACAAGCCAAAAGUCACUUUGCAGCCACCUAUGAUCUGUCAGUGUUGCCUCGCACCGACAGCUACUCACAGAUCCCAAACAACCUGUGGUCCAGUCCACCUCCCACCGGUUCCGUGGUCUCGCCCUGCAUGCUACCCCGAGGCUCCCCCCCCUGCGUGGCCUCCUACUCGCCCCGCUCAGCCUCCGGCGCCGCCGACCACAGUUACUUCCCCAACCAGCAGAGCCAAUUCGGCCAUGUCUCCCUCAACAACUUCUUCGGCGCAGACCCGCUUCUCACGCCGCCCUCAAACGGCCACCACGCCUUCGAGACCAAGCCCGAGUUGGAGAGGCGCUCGUCCAGCAUCGCCGUGCUGCGCAUGAAGGCCAAGGAGCACGCCGCCAACAUCUCCUGGGCCAUGUAAGCCUGGCUUCUAGAACUUUGGUGUGACUCCACUUAAUAACGCUGCUCGUCUUUGGAGGGGGAACCGCCCACUGCUCCUGUCAAUCAAAAUAAGACCAUCUGUGGCAUCAGGAGCAAAAUGUUCUGAUCCAGGACGAUGUUGGAGCGGAGAUGAAGCUGUGGACUCUGUAGGCUCCAGUUAGUGGACAAGCCUGGAAGAAGUUCCACUGUCCUUCCAUGUGGAUCCACGAUGAUGGAUCAGAACCACUGCAGUGUUUCUAAACACCGUGACUCGUCUUCCUCUUGGACACCAGUGACUUACUCACGUCUUUCUGUGCUUUGCAACCAAGUUCUGUCCUGGCAGGUCCACCAGUUCUGUGUCAGCACGAAGGACGAUGUGUGAUGUUCAUGUUUCUGCCAAAGCCAAAUAAAUCACU
Messenger RNA from Dunckerocampus dactyliophorus (ringed pipefish), 1390 nucleotides. RefSeq names its product ALX homeobox 1 (gene alx1). The coding region runs from base 61 to 975 and encodes 304 amino acids. Gene Ontology annotation, molecular function: DNA-binding transcription activator activity, RNA polymerase II-specific; RNA polymerase II transcription regulatory region sequence-specific DNA binding. Gene Ontology annotation, biological process: positive regulation of transcription by RNA polymerase II; negative regulation of DNA-templated transcription; embryonic skeletal system morphogenesis. The transcript is spliced from 4 exons. The record is from RefSeq and is a predicted model, not a curated record. Lineage: Eukaryota; Metazoa; Chordata; Actinopteri; Syngnathiformes; Syngnathidae.